AUGCAUCCUUUUUGUUUAGGCAGCGUAGACGUGUGGAACGACAAAGUCAUUCGAGCCGGAAUGUCUGCUCACUUUCGAGUGCCAAUUUUCCACAACUUGAGCUGGUCUGACAUUGCUCAGCGGAUCUGCUGCAACGGUAGCAACUCUUCAACAACUGAUUCUGACCAUCCAAUAGUUUACGCCGCAGACACCGCCUGCAGCUUGACAGAUAGACUGUUGCGUAAUGCCAUCGACGACAAAACCGAGUCAUAUAGAUAUGCGGCCACUUUAAGCGACAAUGCAGAUGAGGAGGUUGCUGUAGGAGACAUCCCUGUGAAUGUUCCGAUUGCAUUUCGUCGUUUCUUAUCCAAUCCGUCACCCGUUGCUUACCGCCUUCCUUUACCCGCGUGUCCCCAUUUCUCCCUGGACUAUUUCGACCACCGCUUUCCUCGCUCUAACAGUUCACAGGCUCCAAAAAUGGCUCUUGUCGUCGGAUCUGAGGCGGAGGGCCUUUCCAUGGAGUCAUAUUAUUUGACGCAUUUGACCGGCGGAUGUCGUGUUAUCGUACCUUCCUCACCGGAUACCGAAAGCCUGAAUGCGGCAUCGGCAGUUUCGAUCAUUUUGGGUGAAAUGCAACGACAAUACUUGCAGUUAUCCAUCUAAUGAUCUUUUCAUGAUCAAAUGCUGUUCAUAUUCCGUUACUGACAAAAGUUUUGACCUUACUGUGAUGGACAAAGGCCACUCAACUUUGAAAAUAGACGUUGCUUCCCCAUCUAUCCUGCUUAUGUUUCCUCGUAGACCGAUCGGCUUCGUACUCCGUAUUCCAGACUCUUGCUUCUCAUUCUCAACUUCAUCAGAUUUUCAGAGCACAAUUUCUUGACCACUUCGGCUUCCUGCCGUGCUGCAUCAUAUGUUUGUACGAAUAGAAUCCGUUUUUAAGCAC
Molecule: messenger RNA, 922 nt
Organism: Dicrocoelium dendriticum
Lineage: Eukaryota; Metazoa; Platyhelminthes; Trematoda; Plagiorchiida; Dicrocoeliidae
Source: the annotation of a GenBank genome assembly